Molecule: messenger RNA, 348 nt
Organism: Fraxinus pennsylvanica
Lineage: Eukaryota; Viridiplantae; Streptophyta; Magnoliopsida; Lamiales; Oleaceae
Source: the annotation of a GenBank genome assembly
AUGGAACAAUGGAUGGGUAACCAAUCACAGUCUGAGGGUGGCAUAAAUGAAGAAGACAAUGCUAUCAAACAAUCAGAAGGUACUAUAUGUGAAACUCCAGAUAGAAUAUAUGGACGGAAGGGUCAGAAUUUUCAGCAAGAUUUAGCAACCAUACGCCGGAGUGGUUCACUUUCAAUCCUUGCUUCAGGGAACAUGGAUGAGCCCUUUGUGAACCUCAGUAUAUCUGAGAAGCAGCCAUUACAUGUUGUGAUCGUAAGGACCGAAGAAGACAGAAAUUUAGGUUGCUUUUGGCAUACUUAUAUACAGCUAAUGGGCGCUGCUACGCUUCAGAAGUAUGUUGAUAGCUAG